Messenger RNA from Fomitiporia mediterranea MF3/22, 1521 nucleotides. Its product is annotated as cysteine proteinase. Bases 1 to 1521 code for a protein of 506 amino acids. The record is from RefSeq and is a predicted model, not a curated record. Gene Ontology annotation, biological process: protein deubiquitination. The transcript has 12 exons. Gene Ontology annotation, molecular function: zinc ion binding; cysteine-type deubiquitinase activity. Lineage: Eukaryota; Fungi; Basidiomycota; Agaricomycetes; Hymenochaetales; Hymenochaetaceae.
AUGUUGCGUAAGUAUAAAUCAGCUGUUGCAUGGGGUGCAUCGAGUAGUAGACGGGCGGCGAAACGGCGAAAGUUGCAAACUCCGACGUGUGGGACAUGCGGACUUGUCCUGCACCGACCAUUUAUAUGCCUACAUUGCUCAUACGGAGGAUGUUGGAAGGACAGCCACAUUCUUGCGCAUAUGAAGGAUCUGAAUCAUCAAUUCUGUGCUGACGUUAAGACUGGUUCGGUCUUCUGCAUAGAAUGCGACGACAUGAUCGCAGACGAUACAUUUGAAGAGCUCUUUCAUGCAACUACGCUUCACGUGGAAGAGAAGGAAACCACGUUUGUCUCGCAACGAAAGAGGCGAGAAACUUACAAACCAUGGCAGCCGGAAGCAAAGGACGAGGCUGCACUUUCAAGCGCAACUCAGGUGGCAUGCAGCGGUCGGAUAGGACUUCUUAAUCUGGGGCAGACAUGCUUCUUGAACGUCAUUCUCCAGUCUUUCUUGCACAAUCCCAUGCUCCGCAAUUACUUCUUAAGUGACAUGCACAAUAGCAAAGCGUGUAAAAUCAAGGAGUGUAUGUGUUGCGAACUUGACAAGCUGUUCUCGGAAGUUUACUCGGGAAAGACAGUGCCCUUUGGUCCUGCGACCUUGCUUGCCACGACGUGGAAGGCAUCUCCCGAACUUGCAGGUUAUUCACAACAAGAUGCGCAUGAGUUCUUCAUAUCCGCUCUAAACCACUUGCACAAGAGUGCGUACGGGAACACGAGUAUUUCGUGUAACUGCGUUGUACAUGCCGUCUUUGGUGGACAGCUGCAGAGCGAUCACACAUGCGGCAAAUGCGGCAGUACUUCCAGCAAAAUUGACCCGAUUCUAGAUAUCAGUAUGCAGUUGAAAGGUAACGGUGUUGAGGAGGACACGCUAGCCGAGUGCCUCCGCAGAUUUACGCAUCCAGAGACAAUGACGAAAUAUAGCUGUAACCGAUGUGGGCCGCAAUUUCACCAGCAAGCGACAAAGCGACUGUCUAUUCGCAAACUACCACCGGUAUUGAGUAUACAGUUCAAGCGAUUUGAGCACGAAGGUCAAAACGGCAAGGCAACUCCCAAAAAGAUCGAUACGCAUGUGCGCAUACCCGCUACAUUAAACAUGUUGCCAUAUACGACGAUAGGUAUCAAGAAUCAAGGGGGUCAAAAGGAGCGGUUUUUGGGGCCGGGCGUACUCUACGAGUACGACCUUUUCGCAGUUGUCAAUCAUGAUGGGCAGAUCGACACGGGACAUUAUACGAAUUAUGCGCGAUCGCAAGAUUUGUGGUUUCGAUUCGAUGACGACAAAGUAGCCCAUUCAUCACUUAGCGACGUACUCAAAUCAACCGUGUAUAUGUGUUUUUACGUGAAGCGACAUCUAGACUACAAGCCGUUCACUCUUCCAACAUACAAGAUUGCGCGAGAAAACGAGGCCGUUAAGGAACGGGAGAAGGAGAAAGAAAAGGAAGCAUCGCGCCUACGUGAAGUUGAGGAGGCUUUGCUUGGUAUGAUCUGA